Lodderomyces orthopsilosis Co 90-125 is the source of this 1128-nucleotide messenger RNA. RefSeq names its product Bub3p (gene BUB3). Gene Ontology annotation, biological process: mitotic spindle assembly checkpoint signaling. Gene Ontology annotation, molecular function: ubiquitin binding. The transcript has a single exon. The record is from RefSeq and is a predicted model, not a curated record. Lineage: Eukaryota; Fungi; Ascomycota; Pichiomycetes; Serinales; Debaryomycetaceae. Bases 1 to 1128 code for a protein of 375 amino acids. Gene Ontology annotation, cellular component: kinetochore; mitotic checkpoint complex; bub1-bub3 complex.
AUGGAAUCGAACAGUAAUUUUAUUGAAUUGACAACCGGAAGAAAGAAUCUUGAUUUGAUAUCUGAUAUCAAGUUUUCCAAAAACAAUCAGUAUCAAUUGUUGAUUGGUACUUGGGGUAGUAAUUUGCUUUUAUACAAUUGUCGUUCAUUUACAAAUUAUCCUCAUGAGCCAUUGCCGAGAGAGCCCAUAUGUGAAUUGAAUGUUGCUGAUACUCCAUUGAGUAUACUCUACCCGGGUAAUAGCAAUACAAACAGUCAAGCACCACCAAUUGUUGGAUUAUUAGAUGGCUCAGUACGGCAAGUUGAUUUUGAAAAUGUGAAGCUUGGCAAGAAUAUGGGUCACACAUUUGAAGGUGAGGAUGUGCGAAAUGGUAUCAAUCACUUGUGCCAAGGAGUAAACAAUUCCGUCAUAGCCAGUUCAUUCAGGGGUAAUUUACAACUCCUAGAUCAAAGAUUGCAGAAGCCAUUGAACAAUUGGAAGAAUGGCAGAAAGGUUUUGACUAUGGAAUCCACUGAAAAAUACUUGAUUCUUGGAUUGGCGGGGAAUGUGGUUGAAGUUUAUGACUUAAAUAAAUUGGGAUCGUCUACAGCACCAGCUCCAUUGGAAACUAGAGAGGUGGGAUUAAAAUAUCAAGUAACUGAUAUCAAAGCAUCUCUCGACCAAAGCGCCCUCGCAAUGUCAUCAAUUGAUGGUAGAGUGUCCAUAGAAUACCUUGAUCUUUCAUCAGAAUCACAACAGGAGAAAAACUUUGUAUUCAAGAGUCAUCGGCAUUUUGACAAAGAAUCAGGGACCGAUUUGGUCUAUCCAAUAAAUUCCCUAGCAUUUAGAAAGCACGUUAGUCGGAGUAAUUUGUUAUUCACAGCCGGUUCAGAUGGAUAUCUUUGUCUAUGGGAUAUUAACAAGAGGAAACGAUUGAAACAAUAUCCAAGAUUCCAAACUUGUGAAAUAGAUGGUUUACCACUGGAAGAAGUGACCACGGAAAGCAUAGCGAAAAUUGAUGUAAGUCACACUGAUGACUUAAUAGCCGUUGCUACGAGUGACGAUAAUUACAAAAGAAGGCGGCGAUUGUCCGAAAGUGAAAAUUCUAGGUUGCCUAGUCGGGUGUACGUCAAACACUUGAAGAAUUAG